This is a messenger RNA of Clunio marinus, 255 nucleotides long. Lineage: Eukaryota; Metazoa; Arthropoda; Insecta; Diptera; Chironomidae. The record is from the annotation of a GenBank genome assembly.
AUGAACGGCAAUGGUUAUAGAUACAAAGCAACUGAAACUUCAACAAUGUUCAACCUCAUCUCGACUUAUAUAGCGGAUCAUGUCAUAAGCAUAGAACAAGAAAAAAACUCUCAAAAACGAGUUCUAUCUUAUCAAACAACAAAUACUUUCAAACCUUCAUCCAACUACAUUACGAGCCUCUUCAAGUUCUGUUUAAGUGUUCAAUUUUGUUGCUAUCUCAUUCGAGGGAGACUUAAUAGUUUUGUUAAAAAUUGA